CGCCCCUGCAGUGACCAGGGAGCCACCGAGCUUCAGUAACCGUAGACGAAGCUCCGCGACCCCAGUGCCUGGUUCGCCGAACGAGGUGGGCAGACGGCUCGGGAUCAUGACCAGAGCUGGCAUGGAGCGGUGGCGCGACCGGCUGGCACUGGUGACUGGAGCCUCGGGGGGCAUCGGUGCGGCCGUGGCCCGGGCAUUAGUCCAGCAGGGACUGAAGGUUGUGGGUUGUGCCCGCACCGUUGGCAACAUCGAGGAGCUGGCUGCUGAAUGUAAGAGUGCAGGCUACCCCGGGACUUUGAUCCCCUACAGAUGUGACCUGUCAAAUGAGGAGGACAUCCUCUCCAUGUUCUCGGCUGUCCGAUCCCAGCACAGUGGCGUGGAUAUCUGCAUCAACAAUGCCGGCAUGGCCCGGCCUGACACCCUGCUCUCAGGCAGCACCAGCGGAUGGAAGGACAUGUUCAAUGUGAACGUGCUGGCCCUCAGCAUCUGCACUCGGGAAGCUUAUCAGUCCAUGAAGGAGCGGAAUGUCGACGACGGGCACAUCAUUAACAUCAACAGCAUGUGUGGCCACCGAGUCCCACCCCAGUCUGUGAUCCAUUUCUAUAGUGCGACUAAGUAUGCCGUCACUGCACUGACAGAGGGACUAAGGCAAGAGCUUCUGGAGGCCCAGACCCAUAUCCGGGCCACGUGUAUCUCUCCAGGCUUGGUGGAGACACAGUUCGCCUUCAAACUCUAUGACAAGGACCCAAGGGAAGCAGCUGCCACCUAUGAACACAUAAAGUGUCUCAGACCAGAAGAUGUGGCCGAGGCUGUCAUCUAUGUCCUCAGCACCCCCCCACAUGUUCAGGUUGGAGACAUCCAGAUGAGGCCCACAGAGCAGGUGACCUAGUGUUCUGUGGGGAGCUCCUACCUCCCCUACCCUUCACGGCUUGCCUCCUGCCUCUGGAUUUUAGGUGUUGAUUUUUGGACCCUGGAUCUUACUUUCUAUAUCCACCCCACUAAGAGAUAGACAGGUCGUCAGAUUAUUCCCAUUACAAAUGUGAAAAAAUGGGCUGGGGAGAAAAGACAUAAUCGAGACUGCUUUAUCUAACUUUUCCCGAGUCCCCCUCCUGGGGCUCCUUAACCUUUGCUCUCCUGUGCCUCUUCCUUUUGACCCAGGAAAGGGAUGUGGCCAAAAGAGGCGUUGCUCUAUCCUCCUGCACCCCACCCCUACCCCUUAGGGUUGGAGCAGCAGAGACCUCAUCUUUUAUCUGUAUGGUUGUCCAGGGUUCCAGGCUCCCCUUCCCAGCCCACCAAUCCCCCUCCCCCUGCCCACCAGCUCUCCAGCCAAGUUUUGGCCGUUACCCUGGGGUCCUCACUUCACUCUGACCACGGCUACAGAGUAUCAGGGUCUGUCUCCUACUGCAUUUCACCACAACAAUUAAAGAGAAAGAUUGCAACCUA
This is a messenger RNA of Grammomys surdaster, 1443 nucleotides long. RefSeq names its product dehydrogenase/reductase 11 (gene Dhrs11). The transcript has 7 exons. The record is from RefSeq and is a predicted model, not a curated record. The coding region runs from base 107 to 889 and encodes 260 amino acids. NCBI's taxonomy places the organism in Eukaryota, Metazoa, Chordata, Mammalia, Rodentia, Muridae.